This is a messenger RNA of Hippocampus zosterae (dwarf seahorse), 5036 nucleotides long. It is a transcript of the gene rabl6b, whose product is annotated as RAB, member RAS oncogene family-like 6b. Gene Ontology annotation, molecular function: GTP binding; GTPase activity. The transcript has 17 exons. The record is from RefSeq and is a predicted model, not a curated record. The coding region runs from base 509 to 2764 and encodes 751 amino acids. Gene Ontology annotation, cellular component: cytosol; nucleus. Lineage: Eukaryota; Metazoa; Chordata; Actinopteri; Syngnathiformes; Syngnathidae.
UCCGAUACCUCUGCACUGUGAGGUCGACUUGCUAUACACUGGACCGCCCUCAACAAAUACAGUACAGUGCUUAAAAUUUGCGUUCCAGUCCCACGCUCCCUCGCAUCCGUACGGGCUUUAUUGUGAAAGAGUAAAGGGAAGUCUAAUGUGUUUCAGUCGCGAGUUUGGAUGGCUAGGCGAGACCACGGAAGUAUCACUGCAAAGGAAUGAAGCCACAAUAUUGGACGUCUGAUUAAAUAAAGAUGUCUGAAUUGCAUUUUCUCUUCUAUGAGAACCAUGACACUGUAAACACCAUGAUGACCUAUUCUGUUUCCAAAUGGCCAGAAGACACAACUGCUAAAAUAUAGUACAGCGCUUCACACCAGUUCAGAGUGUAGACAAUUAGCAUCAAGACUCAACAUUGCAAAUUUCCUUCAGUUUGCAUGAUAAAUUUAUUGUGGAAAGGCCCACUUUCCACCCACAUUGAUAUCAUAGGUCAAAUCUAAUAAGUUUCUUACCAAUUAAAAACAUGUUUUCUGCAUUGAAAAAGCUGGUGGGAUCUGAGCCGGGCCAGCUCAGGGACAAGAACAUUCCCGCUGGCCUGCAGUCCAUGAACCAAAGUUUGCAAAGACGCUUCGCUAAAGGGGUCCAGUACAAUAUGAAAAUCGUCAUCCGUGGAGAUAGGAACACUGGAAAGAGCACUUUAUGGUAUCGACUGCAGGGCAAAAAGUUUGUGGAAGAAUACAUCCCUACCCAGGAGAUCCAAGCUACAAGUAUCCAUUGGAAUUACAAAACUACUGAUGAUGUGGUCAAGGUGGAGGUAUGGGACGUGGUUGACAAAGGCCAAAAAUAUCCUCUUCCUGAAGGUGUAGGCAAAGGCAAAAAGCGUGGAGACAAUUUGAAACUUGAGAAUGAGCCACAAGAGUCAGACGAGGUAGCCCUUGAUGCAGAGUUUCUAGACGUGUACAAGAACUGCAAUGGCGUCAUCAUGAUGUUUGACAUCACCAAGCAGUGGACGUUUAACUACAUCUUAAGGGAACUUCCGAAAGUUCCCACUCAUGUACCGGUGUGUGUGCUGGGAAACCACAGAGACAUGGGUGAGCAUCGAGUCAUCCUCCCUGAUGACAUCAGGGAGCUAAUCGCUGGACUGAACAGGCCAAUGGGCUCAUCUUACAUCCAUUAUGCUGAAUCCUCGAUGAAGAACGGCUUUGGUCUAAAGUAUCUGCACAGGUUUUUUAACAUCCCCUUCCUACAACUCCAGAGAGAGACCCUUCUGAGGCAAUUGGAGACAAACCAGUUGGACAUGGAUGCCACCCUAGAAGAGCUUUGUGUGCAGCAGGAGACAGAAGAUCAAAAUUAUGAAAUCUUCCUGGAGAACUUGGAGUCCCGCAAUAAGGGCUAUGGCUCACCUGGUCCAGCCAACGGUCAGAGUCCCUCCUCAGGUUCCCAGUCCCCCAUAGUUGCUCCUAGUGGGGCCUCCACAGGAAGCUCCAGCCCAAGCACACCUCAACCUCCAAUCCCUUCGCAGCCACUCCCACAGUCGCCCACUGUGUUGCCUCCCUCGGCUCCAGAUCUGGCUGCUGCCGUUGGCAGAGCGGCCUCGCCUUCAGCUGAAUUAAAGUCUUCAGCUCAAUCACCAGAGCACCUUCAGUCCUCCGUUACACCGGUAUCAGCCCCCCAGAAACGCAGCUUCAUGUCUCGAUGGUUUGGCUCAUCGGCCGUCCCUGAGGCUUCUGUUAGCGCAUCAGAGGACCUACCUGCACCAGUGUGUCCUACUCUCGUACAAAGCGUGGAUGACUUUGUGCCAGAUGAUAGACUGGACAAGAGUUUCCUCGAGGACAGUUUGCCAUCAAAAACAAAGGUGCCUCAGGCAGCUCCAGCAGCGGACAGUGACAGUGAAUGUGACGACAGAGGAAACCCCAUGGUGUCUGGUUUCCAGGAUGAGCUUGAUCUUGAUGAUACAGGGCCCAACCUUCCACAGCCUAAAAUGCUGCCUCCCAGUCAAGAUACCAUUCUGACAAGUGAUGAGGAGGACCAAACACUAGUAGCCCCUUCUGUGAAAAAGGACCAGGACCUGGACAGUGAACCUGAACUGAAAACCUGCAUAUCCAAACCAAAGGUGGCAUCAAAGGCGUCAGAGCUCCGAGACCAUCCCACAGCUCCCAUCUUCCUCACUUUAAUUCCAACAGAAGAACAGCCCACCCAGCAGCAAGGAAAAAAGAAAGGGGUCUCGCCUAUUGCUGGAGACUCUGAUACAGACCCUGAAGGCCCGGUGGCCCACCAGAUGCUAUCUUUUGUGAUGGAUGACCCUGACUUUGAGUCUGAAGCAUUAGACGCACCGAAAAUAGCAAAGAGUACAUUCCCUGCAAGGGAUGAACUUCUGUCUGACCUCUCAGAUGAUGACUUGCACUCAGCCAAGGUGCCAAAACCGGUGAAUCCCACUGUGAUCUCCUUUAAACAACAGGACGUUACUGACCUUUUUGGCCUUGGCAUCCAAGAAGAACCUUCAGCAACCAAAGAGAGCAGUGAGGAGCAAGAAGAGAGAGAAAGCAAACAGUCGUCCAAAGACAAGAAGAAAAAAAAGAAGAAAAGUAAAGAGGAGGAUGAAAAGAGUAAGAAGAAACAUAAACACAAGAAAAAGGAAAAAGAUGACGUUGUUGACGACAAAGAGAAAAAGAAGAAGAAAUCGAGGACCAAGAAGACAGAAGUGGAUGAGCUGGAAGACUUCCUAGGAGGAGGGUCAAGUUCCGCCAAAAGAGAUGAUGGAGAUUAUGAAGAAAUAUAAGAUUUCCCUGUUUAUGAAUAAACUGAACCUGGGAACAACCGUGGCAAGGAGUGAGAUCACAACCUGGUUCCCUGACUUGUAUGUGCACAAAAAUGUAUCCCAAGCCAUACAAAAUGCACGAGGCUACCAACAACCACCAGGUACAAUUGGACACUCUGGAUGCGGCCCUGUUUGUUGACUGCACUUCUCUGGUGUCAUUCAUUCCAUUCGGUUAGAAACGGCAAGGAGAUGGGAAACUGACGAUCAGUAGAGCUGUAAUCUCUUCUUUUUUUUUUUGGGUGCUCUUUGUGGACAAUUGUGACUACCGGUAUUUCUUACUUUUCAAGAAAUCCACUUCCAGUUAGUCACUGUAGUCAGGGUGACCAUUCUGUCAGAAUCUUGGUGUAGUUGGAAUAAUGUUUUCCAGCAUGCUGGAAGUAACAAACGGCUCCCCUAUUCUCUCUGUCCUCGUACUGUUUUGCUUUGACGUGUAAAAGUACAACCCCCCCAGGUUUACACCUUUAAAGUUAAAAAGAACAAAAGGUUUUUCGAGCAAAAGCUAUCCUGCACAUCUGUACAACAACCUGCGGCAUUGUUCAGACUCCUUACAGCUAACAGUUUUUUUGUUGUAUUAUUUUUUUUUUAAAGAGCAACACGUUUCAUCAAUUUAAUUCCAGCUCGUCUUUGUCAUGCCAGUCAACAUGCAAGGGGAGUUGGAGACAAAUAUAUGUGCAUUCUUUUAAUCUUGUAUGGUGAUAUUGUAUAUAACUGGCCUAAAACAAAUCACCCCCAAGAAAAAUGAUUCAGUCUCAUUGUAAGAGCUGUUUCGAUUUUAAAUUAGCUGGCAUAAUUCUAAAAUUGGCUCAUUGUGGAUGUAGCAACACUGCAGUUGCCAGAAAAUGUGUGACAAAUCACAUCGUGUGGAAGAAUAUCACUGUACUCAUACAGUGAAACUCCUCCACAACGAAAUCAUGCUUGCAGCAAGAAAUGUUUCACAACAGAGGGGUUUUCACUGUAGCAAUUAUGAUCUCGAAUGAGGGUAUUUUCGCCCAUGUAGGUUUCGUUGUAGAGUAAUUUCACUGUAUUUAUUAUCACCUCCCCACCCCCUAAAAGAAAAGCCGCUACAUCUUUUCUCACAAGCAUUGUCUACAUCCAAACGUGUUUUCUUUUAAUGCCUUAACAGAGGUCACAAUGAACUGGUGUGCUGCUAUCAUGACUCAUUUUAAGUGUUCUUACUAUAAUUUGAGAUCUGACAUCAGAUUGGCACGUUUGCUGGGGAGGCUCACUGAUGAAAAACGGUUUUAAGGUUGCCAUGACUCGCUACACUUUGUUCUUUGUGUUCUUUUGUGCUGAUCUGUUUCUGCAUGUUGCAAUAUUUCGAUUUUCAAUGAUCUGAUGACUUAUUGUCGGAUUUGUUUUAGUACAGGAUGGCCUGGUUGUGUUGAUGACGUAUGGUAAAAACGCUCAAACGCAAUGCAGCUUUUCAUAUGUCACUGUGUACAGUGCAAUGUUUUCCUCCUUUGAAACGGUUUUGUUUGUUUCUACUCGUUAUAUGGCAUCAUUCGCUGUCAUUGCUUUGCUGUAAUUUUCAGGUCAGAAUGGCUGCCCAUAAUAGAAAUUACAUUUAUCCUAAGACUGUGUUGUCCAACAUACCCGUGGAGCACUAUAAGAUUUCUUAAAGUAUCCAGCUCAUCUCUCACCAUCUCAAGUUUACACUCUGUGGGUUUACCAAGUACCGGUAUGUUUAAUUCCACAGCUGAAACUUUACAGCAUUGAUCCAUUUUUUUUCUCUCUCUCUCUCUCCAUAUAAUUGAGUAAUGCUCAAAUCGGUUUCAAGCAAAGCAUGAAAUCUGUAUGUAUAGUGAGGAAAGAAUUUAUAAAUCAUGAAAAAUAAAUGACUAGUGUCACAGAUUUUCCAUGAACUUGUUAAACUGCAAAGAUGCAAGACAAUUUGUCCUGACAACAUCAUGUUUUAUAGAACUGACGUGCACUUUUAAAUGUUAUUUUAUUUUUUCAGGGAUCAGAUUUCUUCCAAAUUGUCACGCCAAUAACAUCACUCCCUAACUCUCAAACAUUGUAACAUCUGCACUACGGACUAUGGAGAGUUAAUUUUCUCCGAACAUCUGACUUGAAGGGCGUUAUGUUAUUAGUAUGACCAAAUGCAUAUACAGUAUAACAUUUUUUAAAUGAGUACCAUCAUUUCUUCCCUGCCCGACGACAUUUUCCAUCUUACACUGUGUGAGUUUGAUUAUGUUUGGUUUGUUCCAAUAAAUACAAACCUAUUUCUUCAGAA